UAUUUGGCGAGUUACCUCCCUUAUCCAAUCUGCGCCCCCAAACUGGGUCACUCCGCUUUGUUUACCCAUUUUAAUACCUCCCAUAAAACAACAACGAACCUGCUGUAAAUGGAGUCUUAAAUCUGUCACAAACACUGGCACACGAAUAUAUGACGACAAACAACAGGACGUACUCGACAAUGAUAUCGCCCUAAGGGAUCGCCUCAUGCGGACAUUUAAAUUGGAUGUGUGGCUCACGAUUUUGACGGAUUUAAAUGCAAACCGUGUUUGAUUUGCUAGUUCAGUAGGACGUCUUCGCUGUACAGAAUGGCUCAUUCCAAUACGUCGGGUGAUUCAUCCCAGAUACAAGACAAUGUGCUGAAAGUUGUCACGAAAUAUUCACAUUUGGAACAAUUACAGUGGGCGGGUGACAUUUCUAAGCUGAAAAUAGAAAGUGAGGACAGAAGCAACGUCUUCAGGGUCUACUUUGGCGGCAGUGACAGCAGCAGCAUCGUCGUACAGUGUGCUACACCAAUGGAUGCGAAAGAACCACACAGAGACAACGCUCAGUUAGAAUUUAAUGCUCUCACCAAAUUCGACAGCCUGGCACCUGGAAGUGCAGUGAAACCCGUCUUCUAUGAUCCGGAAUCCAAAAUAUUGUGUAUAGAGGACCUCCGUGACUACGUCAUCUACCGCAACUCACUCAUCAGCGGGCAUCUCGACGAAGACGCCGCCCUCAAACUGGCGAGAGACGUGGCCGUCAUACACAGAGACACCCACGUCGCCAACAUAGGGGCGGACGCCAUCAAGCAGCUGGAUAAGGAGUUUCAAAAUGCGACGACGUUAACGAUACGCGAGCAGCUUUUGUUCACGUCACCCUUCACUCCCGGUGACCCCAGUCACCAGUGUUCCGACGCGGUGAAGGCCAGGCUUGAUUGGCUUUACGGGGACCAGGAGGUGCUCCGGGCGGCCGCCGAGAUGAAGAGGGUCUUCCUGGAGAAGAAGGAGGCUCUGGUUCACGGGGAUCUCCACACCGGCUCCAUCAUGGUCAAAGACGAAGAUGCCAAGAUCACUAACGCUGGGUGCAGCUACGUGGGACCGUGUUCCCUCGACCUUGGACUCCUCGUGGCCAACUACAUCUUCACGUACUACUGCCACAUCCUCUGCCCCGAAGACAACGACAACCGCAGGGUCUUCGCUUACAGGGUCGUCGAGAUGUGCAACAAAACAGUUGACGAAUAUUUUAAACACAUGACAAGCGUUACAGAAGACGUUGAAAUCUACCAAGCUAAGUUUAUAUCUGAGAUGGCUGGGUUCGCUGGUUGCGAGAUAAUUAGAAGGUUGGUAGGCCCCUCCCACGUGGGUGAGUUUGACCACACCCAUGAUGCUGAGAUCGAUGCCCUGGGUGCAGGGGUGAGACUGCUGAAGGCCUACGACAGGAUACACAGUAUUGGGACCCUGAUGCUCAUAGCCCUCAUGCUGGCCUGAAUCUCUGUAUCACACUGGUCUGUGACUAAACACCAGAAUGACAUGUUCGCAACUCUUAGUUAAGCCAUUUGAGCAACACUAUGCUAAAUUUCUGGUCUGUGACUGAAUGCCAGUAUGACAUGGGAGCAACACUAUGCUAAAUUUCUGGUCUGUGACAGAACGCCAGUAUCCCAUAUGAGCAACACUAAGCUAAAUCUCUGGUCCGUGACUGAAUGCAAGUAUUCCAUUUGACCAACUAAGCGUAAUCUCUGGUCCGUGACUGAAUGCCAGUAUUCCAUAUAAACAACACUAUGCUAAAUCUCUGGUCCGUGACUGAAUGCCAGUAUUCCAUAUAAACAACACUAUGCUAAAUCUCUGGUCCGUGACUGAAUGCCAGUAUUCCAUAUGAGCAACACAAUACUAAAUCUCUGGUCUGUGACUGAAUGCCAGUAUCCCAUAUGAGCAACACUAAGCUAAAUCUCUGGUCCAUGACUGAAUGCAAGUAUUCCAUUUGACCAACUAAGCGUAAUCUCUGGUCCGUGACUGAAUGCCAGUAUUCCAUAUAAACAACACUAUGCUAAAUCUCUGGUCCGUGACUGAACGCCAGUAUUCCAUAUAAACAACACUAUGCUAAAUCUCAAUUUGUUGUGUUGCAGACUGUUGAUACGGAAAACAAUAUCUAUUAAGAGGUACAACAAUAAAAUAAUUGCAGCUGUGAUAAACAGUAGAGAGGUAUGGAGUUCCAGCCUACUUCGGCAUUGGUGGAAAGUUGAAUUUUAUAGUUAGGUAACUGCCUUGCCUUGGGAAGAUGAAUACAAGGAGCACUGUAAUCAGUCCAUAUCAGUUUCUUUUUCCAUUAGGCUUAGUAUGCUUCAGAUAUUGUCAGUCUAGACCAUGUAGUUAGAAGCCAAAACAUGAGGACGAAUGAGAUGCACAUGACUAUCAACUUAUUUGUGUGAGAGUCCAUCUGACUUUCUGUUAUGAUAUACCCCGGACCCAUUUGUACCGCAGCUUUGAACUGAGUACGAUUCAGAUAACUCAUUGCAUUAAAUAGCCAUCAAAGUAACCCACAUUCAUGUGGAAAAGAUGUGUGGAAAGCUAGUCAUCUAGUUGAUCAAAGUUGAAACAAUUGUGAAUGGGUCUUGGGUAUAUGAUGUAAGAAUGGAGAUAUAAUAUGCUGGAACAUGUUACAUUGUAAUACACAGAAAUAUUAAUCUAAGUUAUUUCAUCCAUGACACUUCAUCAUCAUAUUAACAGUAAAGGCCAGUUCAAGUUUUCAAACACGUUUAUUGUUUUAGUUUAAGACACUCGUUAAACAGACAAACAGGUGAAUCCAAGACUCUACUCUCAUAGUCUAUGAUGCCUUGACCCAUUAAUCUAGUUCUCUCCAGUCCAUUCACAGUGCAGACUUACUGGACUAAGUACUGAACCAGAAGACCAUGUAUUUGGCAACAGUCUUCAUAUUUCAAUCAGGACGAAAGAAGCUUCCACAUCAACAUAAAAAACACAACUGUUCCACAUAGCUUUUGACAUAGCUAAUUAGGUUAUGUUAAGCAAGCGUCACUGAGAACAAAGCCCAUGAGUACAGCUAUGGAGCUGACAAACUUUAAGAAUCAUAAUCAGGGUGAAUCUGGGAUUCCUACCCUUGGUCACAUGUUCCUGGCAUGGAAAAGGGGAGCAACUCUGCACAGCAAAUUUCAACUAUGCCACCACUCUAUGUCCCCCAGGUAGAGUCCGAGUUCAACAGACAACUCGGAAUGUGUGUUAGUUUUUAGGAUCAUGUUACAAUUAAAACAACACAGUGUACUUGAAAUAUAUUUUAUUUUAUUUGUCAUAUUUUUGUAAUAUAAACCACUUUCCAAGGUAUUAGCAAGUCAAUUAUCUGCUAUAAUUCUGCCACACACUAUCAAACUGCACAGUCAUCAUGGCCUAGAAAUGUCUAUAAUGGCAUCAACAGAACAAUCACGUAUACAGAUUAUCAUGAAUAUGAUUAUUAUGACUGCAUUGGAAUGAAAACAAUCACAGAUUAAACAAGUGAUGUAUCACACAGCAUAAAAAAAAGGAUUCAUUCCUAUGAACCUUAAAUAACCACUUACAUAGUUGCAUUACAAACAGUACUACAUGGAGUACCACUAGUUAAGUCUCAUAUUAUACAAGAGCAACAAAUAUAUAAAAACAAUGUUGCCUAAACAAUAUAGUUUUCCAUAUGAGAUCAUAACAAAUCCUUGUUUAUCAAGGUUAUUAUACAUGUACCUCCAUGUUGCUUGGACCCAACUGCCACCAUAUCUGUUUCGAGUUGGUAUUUGAUUGAAACGGCACUAAAAAUAGACGUCCAAUACCUAUCAGUACUUCAUGAUUAAAACAAGAAGCAAAUCACUAAUACCAGUACUCAACUUGACUGUUGCGUGCUGUCUCAAAUACAGCUUGCAUAAGGACUUUCCUCCCUGUCUUAGUACUCAGGAAAACAUCAUUUUGAACAGAAAGUUCAUUUUUGCUGUCUUCUGAUUCUUCUAUCAAGCGCCACAUUUUCAAUGCGUUGGGAAGAGGCAUUUUGACUAGUUGAUUUCAAGUUCAUGAGUUAAGUUUGUGAUAAGAGAGAUGCAGGGUUUUAUGCGGCCGACAAAUGUAUGUCCAGUUUGCUCAAAUGUAGAGAA
Haliotis rufescens (red abalone) is the source of this 4100-nucleotide messenger RNA. RefSeq names its product methylthioribose kinase-like. NCBI's taxonomy places the organism in Eukaryota, Metazoa, Mollusca, Gastropoda, Lepetellida, Haliotidae. The record is from RefSeq and is a predicted model, not a curated record. The coding region runs from base 307 to 1467 and encodes 386 amino acids. The transcript is spliced from 8 exons.